Coregonus clupeaformis (lake whitefish) is the source of this 1251-nucleotide messenger RNA. RefSeq names its product gastrula zinc finger protein XlCGF17.1-like. The record is from RefSeq and is a predicted model, not a curated record. Gene Ontology annotation, molecular function: RNA polymerase II cis-regulatory region sequence-specific DNA binding; DNA-binding transcription factor activity, RNA polymerase II-specific. Gene Ontology annotation, biological process: regulation of transcription by RNA polymerase II. Gene Ontology annotation, cellular component: transcription regulator complex; PcG protein complex. NCBI's taxonomy places the organism in Eukaryota, Metazoa, Chordata, Actinopteri, Salmoniformes, Salmonidae. The transcript is spliced from 2 exons. The coding region runs from base 1 to 1053 and encodes 350 amino acids.
AUGAAUUACAGACGACGUGACUAUUGUGGAUCCUCUGGGGAGCCUCAACAACAUCAUGAAGCUGACGAGGCAGAGAAGAGUCUUUCCACAUCAGAACAUCUCAAGAAACAUCAGCGGAAACCCACGGGGAAGAAAUCUCACCACUGCUCUGACUGUGGGAAGAGUUACUCAAGCUCAGAUUCACUAAAAGUACACCAGAGAAUUCACACUGGAGAGAAAACUUAUAGCUGUGAUCAAUGUGGGAAGAGUUUUACUACAUCUAACCAGCUGACUAUACACCAGAGAACACACACAGGAGAGAAAUCUUACCACUGCUCUGACUGUGGGAAGAGUUUUUGUUCAUCAGGACAGUUAAAAUCACACCACAUAACACACACAGGAGAGACAUUUUACAACUGUUAUCAAUGUGAGAAGAGUUUUAGUCACUCAAGCAGCCUGAUAGUACAUCAGAGGAUCCAUACAGGAGAGAAACUCCAUAGCUGUGAUCAAUGUGGGAAGCGUUUUGUUGCAUCUAGCCAGCUGACUAUACACCAGAGAACACACACAGGAGAGAAACCUUAUAGCUGUAAUCAAUGUGGGAAGCGUUUUGUUGCAUCUAGCCAGCUGACUAUACACCAGAGAACACACACAGGAGAGAAACCUUUUAGCUGUAAUCAAUGUGGGAAGCGUUUUGUUGCAUCUAACAAGCUGACUAUACACCAGAGAACACACACAGGAGAGAAACCUUUUAGCUGUAAUCAAUGUGGGAAUAGUUUUGUUACAUCUGGAACCCUGAAAACACACCAGAGAACACACACAGGAGAGAAACCUUAUAGCUGUAAUCAAUGUGGGAAGCGUUUUGUUGCAUCUAGCUGUUGUACUAUACACCAGAGAACACACACUGGAGAGAAACCUUUCCACUGCUUUGACUGUGGAAAGAGUUUUGUUUCAUCAGGGAGUUUAAAAUCACACCAGAGAACACACACAGGAGAGAAACCUCAUAGCUGUGAUCAAUGUGACAAGAGAUACUCUGAUAAAAGAUCUCUGAUCAAACAUCAGACAAUUCAUACAUGAAGGAGGUGUUUCAUGAUAUCAAUGAAAUAAUGUCACAAUGUAGAAUGUUUUAAGAAUGUAGAAGGAAUAUUUUAAUGAAUAAUGUCACGAUUUAGAAUGUAUGCAACACUUCAAAGUGUAGCUAGAUGUUUUCUACAAAUGUUCCUCUACACAUUAUUCCCAGAUUCCCGUGUGGUUUUUUGAGCUGUUAGUUUUAAC